AUGGGAGUGGUCGCCGACCGCUGGGCGCGCUCGGACCUGCCUCUGGUGGACUCGCUCCUCGAGGAGUACUUCGAGCAGUUCUGCCGCAACGGCAGGGGCAAAGCGGGCGCUCGCUACGCGCUGGCCGCGCUGGCCCGCAGGUUCGGCGUCUGGCUGCGCGUUGCCGACGUCUUCCCGAAGGCCAAGGGCGCCCUCGCCGACUGGGGCAAGCUCGAGCCGGACGUCACCUCGGAGCCGCUCUGCUGGGCGGCCGCCACGUUCAUGGCCCAGCACCCUGCAGGGCUUGGGGCCGAGGCCGGCCUCAAGGCGGCCCGUGGCCCCGUCGUCCAGUUUGACGCGUACGUCCGCCCUGGUGAGCUGCCAGAGUUCCCAGUUCCGCGCUGCCUCUUUCCGCGGCCGAACGCGGGGGCUGCAACAAAAUGGGCCGAGUCGUCCAGGCGUCCGCGCCGGUCGCGGGCGACACCACGCGCGCCAGGGUCGCCAAGACGGGGCUGCAGGAUGAGACCGUGCUGA
Messenger RNA from Prorocentrum cordatum, 513 nucleotides. NCBI's taxonomy places the organism in Eukaryota, Dinophyceae, Prorocentrales, Prorocentraceae. The record is from the annotation of a GenBank genome assembly.